CGCCGUCUCUACUUCCUUAACAUAAUAACUGACUCAUCGCAGUCUUGGAAAUGCCUCCUCACUUUUCACAUCUCCCCUCUUUUCCAUUGCGCUCUCUCUCUGCCUCCAACACUCCCGCCCCCCCUCCUCCUCCUCGCUACUCUCUCCUGCGCAGCCGACGCGCUUUCGUCUCCAGAACCUCGUCUCCACAAGCAUGUCCUCAGACAUGCAGCCACCGUGGCAUGAAGCGACCCAAAAGACGCCAUCGGGACAGCAUUUGCGCGGUGGCCAUGGCUAUUAACCAUGCGGCUGGAGCCAGAUACGCCCAUCGUUUCCGUCUGUCAGAGAAAAGUCUCUUUGGUGCUACUCGCAGCGCAGGCCCUCUGAAUGUGCCAGCGAAGCACAAGAAAAUCCUGCGGACUGCUUAAUGCUCUCUGUUCCAUCCGAGUUGUACGUGGCAACAAAGAAACCAAAUGCCAUGGAUGUCUUUAAUUUUACAUCCUGGAAUGCCUCUGAAGGCAAUGAGACAGAAGUCGUGGAAGAGAGAGACAGUCCUUACAAGACCGUGGAGGUAGUGUUCAUCGUGCUGGUGGCUGGUUCCCUGAGUUUGGUCACCAUUAUCGGCAAUAUCCUGGUCAUGCUUUCCAUCAAAGUGAACAGGAACCUACAAACUGUCAACAACUAUUUUUUAUUUAGCCUUGCAUGUGCUGACCUAAUUAUUGGACUGUGCUCUAUGAACUUGUACACAGUAUAUAUAGUAAUAGGCUACUGGCCACUGGGGCCAGUCGUGUGCGACUUGUGGUUGGCUUUGGACUAUGUUGUCAGUAAUGCUUCUGUCAUGAAUCUCCUCAUAAUAAGCUUCGACAGAUACUUCUGUGUCACCAAGCCCCUGAGCUACCCUGUAAAGAGAACCACCAAAAUGGCAGGAAUGAUGAUUGCUGCUGCCUGGGUCCUUUCUUUCAUCCUCUGGGCACCUGCUAUCCUCUUCUGGCAGUUCAUUGUUGGUGGGCGGACUGUGCCUGAGAAAGAGUGCUACAUUCAGUUCUUUUCCAAUGCCGCUGUUACUUUUGGAACUGCCAUUGCCGCCUUUUACCUGCCUGUCAUUAUCAUGAUUCAGCUGUACUGGCAAAUCUCGCGAGCGAGCAAAAGUCGAGUGAAGAAGGACAACCGCAAGCCAUCAGGAUCAAACCCAGAACCUUUGUUACCGGGCCAGAGGAGAGAGAGCACUCCAAAACCCAACAACAACAAUGUUCCUGGGGAAGAUGGAGCGCAUUCCCAGAACCAGAGUGCAGAUGAUGGAGCCAACCAGCAUGAUGGAAAACUGCAGAAUGGAAAAGGGCCUUCAUCAUCUACUGCCGACGUAGAAAUGGAGGGUGACAGUGUUGCAAAGGAGAACUGUGCUCCUGCAGAAGAGAAGGACAGCUCAAAUGACUCCACAUCCGGCAGUGUGGCGGCUUCCAACCAGAAGGAUGAAGAACCAGUCGCCUCUGCAGUAAACUCCUGUUCUGAGGCUACACAGCAGCUUCCACGGCAACGAGCCAAAGCUGGGGGCUCCAAACUGACCUGCAUCAAGAUCAAGACAAAGUCCCCAAAGGGUGACUACUACACACCAUCAAAUGCCACAGUUGAGAUUGUGCCAACCACAGAACGUCAGAACCACGUGGCGAGGAAGAUCGUGAAGAUGACGAAGCAACCACCAAACAAGAAGAAGAAAGGAGCCCCGUCGCGGGAGAAAAAAGUUACCCGCACGAUAAUGGCCAUCCUGGUGGCUUUCGUAGCUACCUGGACUCCAUAUAACGUGAUGGUGCUCAUUAAUACUUUUUGUUCCAGUUGCAUUCCCAACACUGUUUGGACUAUUGGUUACUGGCUGUGCUACAUCAACAGCACCAUCAAUCCAGCCUGCUAUGCUCUGUGUAAUGUCACGUUCAAAAAGACAUUCAAACAUCUCCUCCUCUGCCAAUACAGAAACAUUCGAUCAGCCAGAUAAAUACAAGCCCCCACUGGAGGAAGCACUGAAAUGUGUAUAUGUCGUACGUAUGGGUGUUGCGUGUUAUCCAUGUAUACAUGUUUAUGUGAAAAAUGUGUGAGAAUGAGACAAGAACGUUUCAAAAUCACUUUCUACCAUUUCAUCAUUCGUUUUCCUAUUUCUCUCAAUAAGCUGUUGUAGCACUUUACUCUUAUUCAACUGAAUUCAGUUGCUGUCACUUGUGUUGUGCAGGAGCAAUGUAUAAAACGAGGGUUGUAAAAACGUAUUUAGAUUUGAAACCUUGAAAAAAAGAUCAGCUAACAUAAGGAGUGUAACAGAGAGGGGUGCUGAGCUGAUUGAAAAGAAAGCAGGCUAAAAGGCAGAAGACGAUCUGUGCCGUAUGGAAAACGCUUCAAAAUGGGAAAAUAGGGCUGACUGAAUUUUCAAACCUUUCCAGUUUGAAAUUCAGUAAAGAUAUUUGUAGAUAUCUGUAUAUAAAUGGUGUAUAUUCUAUUUCUGCGUGCACAUGUGGGUGUGUGCUAGCUUAGUGUCUGUGUUCACACCCACUUGUGCUUCUUUGCUUGCCUUCUUUCGAUGUGUGAUCAUCCUCAUCACAGCUCUUCCUACCAGCAAUAUAUAGAAAACUGAGUGUUUUGUUUAGGUUUUCACUGACAGGUUCUCAUCCUGAUUGGUAGUCAUCCAAUUUAACAAAAGGCCUCAGUAAAAAUCAAUAGGCAAAACUUCAUGAAAUAUUAAUGCAAUAAAGUUCCACUUGUCAAAUUUGCACACAAAAGAGAAGAACUGAAUUUAUUGCUUCAAAUAGCUAUUGUGAUUUCAGAAUAGCUGAAAAUAAGUCUAUUUCACUUCAACAUUUAAUCAAUAUUGUUCACAUUUGUGAGGUGUUUGGAAGAUUACUAUACAAAGUUCUAUAUAAGUCUCCUAACUUUGAUCUCAUUUUCGUUGUUAAAAUGACACUAAGCAUUUUGCCACAUUAAAUGGACAUCUUGAGAAUUGUGGGUGGUACAAAAACAUCAAAUUUUAUGGUUUCAAAACCACUUUCUGAUGAUGGUUCAAGACAAUCAACAUUAGGGAUGCAGCAAGAAAUCAGCCAGUGACUGAAAUUUGAACAUUUUUUCAUUUGACCGCUGUUCAAAUCCCAUCCCUGGGGCAAGGAGCCCAGCAUGUUAGAAAUGCUCUAACACAGCAAAAUCACAUGGCUAGAUGACCUUCUUAGCAUGAUAUCAGGUUCUGUAUUGGUCCAGUAAUGACCCAAUUGGUUCAAUCACAUGUUGAAGUAGGAAAACAUCUAAAAGAUGCAACACUGCUGGAGCUAAACGACUGGAAAUGGCCAAUCUGCCCUAAAGGUUAUCUGGGAUGUUAUCUCUAGAUGGGCACAGCAUGCACACCUGUAAAAUAUGCCAUUUGUAAAGUGAAGUCCCGAAUUUCUGUAUCCUACUGAAAAUGUGUGAACUGUGGAUAAAAACAUAUGAAGUUCUUAUUUGCAUGAUCCGCCAUUUAGGGCAUACUCAACCAAAUCUCACAAUUUGGACCUAUCAAAUUAAGUAUAGUGAGGAUUAUAGUAAGAGAUUAUGAUUAUGUUACCGCCUCAUCAUAUUUCCUGCAAAGAAUCUAGCUAAUACAACUUGUCAUGUACUAUUAAAGUGAAAGUCAAAGUGAAUAAAUGAAAACAUAUUGACCAGACAACCGAAGAGGGAAAAAAAUAAUAUUUAUAUACGGCAUGAAAUCGUUCAGUCGCACUUUUUCAUUUGCCGCAGUCCUCGUCACUUCAGCUUUUACUGCUGACAGGAUGUCAGGUGUUGAUUUUUAUGGCAGCUAUUAAGAUAUUUAUGUUUGCUGUCAGGUUACUAAGAACUCAGUGAGUCAAACAGGAGGUAGGAGCUCAGAGCUGUCCUGUAUUAGGGUCUGUGGGAGGGCAUUUUGUGGUGUGUGAUGUGUGUGAGCGUGCAGAGGAGUGGAUAACUUUAUUUGAUCUUUCUGAUUCAUUGAUGGACGUCGCAGCACGUAUCGCAAGGAUGAAAUUCGUGAACUUCUGGAUGCGUGUGGGUAAACCUGCUGAUGUAUGCUUGUGUGCUCCAAGUGUGGAGUUUACUUCUGAUCACAGGCCUCAGCCUCGUGAUUUCAAAAAGGGCUAUUUUUACGUCUCCAUACGCUUGUUGCGACUCCUCUCCAUUUGAUCUCGUAACUGAUUCCGAGUCAUUGUAGUUAAAUUAAAAGUGAUAAGUUGCUGUGUUUACUUUAGCGCCAGAAGAAAUGAGCAAAAUAUCAAUUUACCAAGAGGCAUGUUCCGUGUUUUCAUGCAUGUCAUCCAUCACUUCAGCCUAUUAGACCAUUCUCAGUUACAGUAAUGCGGCUUGCUCAUUGGAGUGAUGAAUAUGCAGCAGCGUUUGCCAUCAGGAGGUUGCCACAGUGGCUGGUAGGGGGGCUUUGCUGAGAUUUACGCCUGCACCGGAUAGCUCCUUGAGGCUGUCGGCUUUAAAGAGAGAUCUGGGACAGAUCCUAUAAUGAAAACUCACCAUGAGGCUGAUCAGAUUACGGGCCGAUGUGGAACACCUACAUUUUAGAUUAAAGGCUGCCCAUUACACGCUCAGCUUGUGGUUGCAUGCUGCAAUCCAAUGCCCCACUUAUAGCAUGGUUCUUCUCAGACAUUAUCUUUGUAUGGUCUCUAAUUUCCAUAAGGUCAUGAGUGUAACAUAAAUAUCACAUGUACAAUUGUGUUGAGCACCCUGUUACUUGUUAAUGCUUUGCCCCUAAAAAUCCCUCUCCCAGCUGGAUAACACUAGAAAUACUAUUUCUAGAGUAAGUGUUUAGUCUGAGCUUUUCAUUGAGGUUCAGUCCAUUUAUAUUUUCAAGUCAACUCCAGUAUAUUGCGUGGUAUAAUAAAUAUUACGCUUUAGUUUUUGUUACUUCUGUCACAUUACAACCACAAACUGUUGUUUAAGAGGAGAAUGUAUGUUUUGAACAUCAAGAGAAAUGGCUACCCAUUGUUCUAUGAAAAAUAGAACAAAAUAAAACAUUUAAGCGUAAUCAGACUGAAUGGAGAGCAACAUGGAGAACAUCAAUUUCCAAGUCUCGCUUCAGAUUCUCAGUUAGAUUUUGCUCUGGUCGUGACUCGACUACUCAAACACAUGAACAUGCUUUGAUCCAACUCAUUCUGAACUCCUGACUGCAUGUUUAGGGUCAUUGUGCUGCUGAAAGGCGACCCUCUGAUUCAGCGGCUAGUUGGUUGCGACCUGAAGUAGGUUUACUCUGUAUUUAGCUCCGUCCACCUUCCUGUCAACUCUGACUAUCUUAAACAGCUCUGCUUGGCCUUAUCUAACUAGAGCACCUUCCUCCAUAUUUGCUGUGUCCCCUGCAUGGCUUAUGGCACACUGCAGAUAGUCACUUGUUAUGAUGUUCUUAUAAAAGGCCAGAUGAGUGAAGUGUAGGUAUAGUUGUGCUAUAAAAAGGAUUUCCUCACUGCUGCGGCUCCUCGUGAAAUACCACUGGGCUUUUGACUGUAAACAUUUCAAAUUUACACACAGGUGGACUUUUUUUUUUUUUUUUUUUUACUAAUUGAGUGAACUCUAAAAAUGAUUUUAUUCGACUAAUUUUAUUAUUUAUUUGACAAAAAUUCAUAUCCAUAUAAAUUUUGUUCAAAUAAAUAAAUAGAAGUUUGUGGUUGUAAUCUGACAAAAUGUGAAAAAUUACGUAUAAUGUCAUAUAAGAGAAUGAGAGGAUUAUUUUAGCUUUAUGCAUCAAGAUGAAUGAAAGGGGUCGGAGAGGGAAUUAUUUUGUCUUUUUCUUUUACAAAUUUUAUAUUUCCGUUUGCCUCCACUGUUUCAAAAAUAUCUAUAGUGAUGUUGACGAAUUACACACAAGUGUAUUGUCAGUCUUACUGAUCUUGGGAAGAAGAUGGCUUGAUUUCAACUGAGUAUAACUGAGUUACUUCUUCCUUGGAAAACAUAGAACGGAGCAACUUUGCUAGAUUGUUAAUUACUGACUGAGAAAGUGACUCAUUAGUUUCAAAACCAUGAUUAUUGGUUAUUCAAGUGGAUGGAAAGGAGAUGUUAAAUAAAUUCCCCUGUGAAUUUACAUCCUUCACAUGGAGGAGUGGAGCUCUGUCUUUCUGUCUGUCAUCUGUCACACAUCCAAAUAGAGACUAAAAAGCUUUCCGAAAACAUUCGAUUAAUCUCAGCCUAGCUGUUGCUUGACAGAUACCAGCAGGAGAGUAAGUGGUGGUCGGAGGGUCUCGGUCUGAGGGACGCGUGAUGAAAAGCGAUGGCAUUUUAUCACUUCCUGCGACGGUGUAAGGGGGCCAGGCUGCAUCAAAAAAAAUAGCAAUGCUCACAGCAGGGACUGACACUCUUGUAAACUAUUUUGUUCACUUUGUGGUGAAGGUGAAGACAAAGAGGUCUUGUGUCGAACUGACUUUGAAAGACGUGCUCUGAUGGCAAAAGAUGAGAGUAGAUGUUUGGCGAUGAUAAAAAUGACUCCCAUCCAUGCAAAGGAGAAACUAUGUUUAUAACAUUUUGUUGUAUUAUAAGUACAAACUGUAAUAUAUUUUAUUACUGUUUGGGGGCCAACGAACACAAAGUAGUGCUUAGCUGAAUUGGAAGACAUGGCGGUACGUUUGGGGUUUUGUUACUUAUAAAGGGCAAAUGUCCAAACAGGUUUUCUUCCAGGAUGUCCUGUGGACCCUUGAAUCAGAGUUCAGUUGGCAAAUUCACCAAUUUGCAGAUUUGUCUGUGGAACUCUAAAUGAUCUGUGGAUCUUUUCAUAGAACAUAUCCAAGAUGAUCAGGAUAAAAAGUAAAGAGCCAAAUUUAGGUGCAACUGACAUUUGCAAAGCAGCCAAUCCAGAAGAGGCAGUUAUUUUCCUGGGUGCAGAUUGGCUGUUCCCCUGCCUGUGUACCAAAUUACACACAAACAGACUCUUUUGAUGAAUUAGGUGACUUCUCAAUGUAAUGGGUUAGAUUUUUGUUCAGAGAUAGUUGAUAAAAUAGAUAUGUUGAUUACAAUUUUUGGAAUUUUAUUUUGCUAAAAAAAUCCAAAAUCCUUUGUAUGUUUUCUUUUACUUCAGUUAUGAACUACAUUGUGCUGGUCUACCACAUAAAAUCCUAGUAAAGUGAAACAAAGUACACAGGAGACCGGAGUUAUGAAAUGACAAAUUGUGAAAAUGGGAUGUGAAUACUUUUGCAAGGCACAGAUGAGCAGGAAAUGUGUAGAGAAGUGCAGUUUGUCAGAAACUUUUUCCAACUCUAAAGGCAAGUGGACCAUGUUUGGAGAAGCCUUAGCUCCGCCUUUGGAGGGGUCAGCCAAGAAUUUUAAUGUUCCAGGCAAAUUCUUCCAUCUGGCGUAUGUUACACAGUUGUUUACCGUCCCUCAUGCUCUUUUUACUGAGGCUCCUGCAAACAGAAUUUCCUUUUUUGUGGUUUUAUGGUCACAAGCUUCGCAUUUUAUGAUUCCAUAAAAAUGUCCAUAUAUUCGUUUGUCUGUCAAAUAGUACUGAAAUAAACAUAGUGUGUGUAGUCAUCAGAUCAUAAUGUGCCGUGAGAGCUAGCUGGGCUCCUGUUCGUACGGCUUAUGUCAAAGGGCUACUGCACCCCUUUUACGGAGAACCUGUGACACUAGCGUUAAUCAGAGACAACUUUCUCUGGCUUUUGUUCUAGAAGAAGUGGGUGUUGCUGAGAAUAUCCUCAACAAUCUUGGAUAGAGAAGCACUUUCUCCAAAUUUGGAGAUUUCUUUUUUUUUUUUUUAACGUUUAACAAUGGUAUAUCGCCGGAUUGUACAGAGCAAUUUCAAGUGCCUUAUCAAGAGUGACAAGAAUAAAUUGCUCCUUUUAUCUUCCAAUUGUUGUGGCAUUUUUUAGUGUGAGUUUGCUGAGACGUUUGCUGAGCAUUUAGGAAAAAUCAAAUCCAGUCUUCCUGAAUAUAACCUAAAGAGUUGUUUUCUUUUUUCCUGUUCCAGCUCUGAGCUCCUAUUAUUUAGUGUUAAUUUAAGUCAAUGCUGAGGAAAUGAAAAGAUGAAACUGAACUAGAAUAAUAAUCGCAAUGGAUUUAGAUUUAUCAUCAUUAAAACUAUAAAGAGUCAUGGGGGUGAAGAAUAUCAGUAAUAUACUGGGCUGGUUUGGUCGUGUUCACAAGGGGUGCACUUGAAAAUGUGCAGGUUAGUCGGGUUGUGUGUGUGUGUGUGUGUGUGUGUGUGUGUGUGUGUGUGUGCGUGUGUGUGUGUGUGUGUGUGUGUGUGUGUGUGCGUGUGUGUGCGUGUGUGUGUGUGUGUCAUCAUUACAGAUCCCUUUGAGAUGUUUGUGGUUGGGUGUGAAAAUUGUUUGCUGUAAAAUAUUUUUAGAUUUCUUCAGUUUUGGUCAUUUUUUCAUAAAUGGCACCCUCUGUAUGAAAACAUCAGAUUGGAUAAAAUAAGACACAAAUCAAGAAAGAUCUCCAAUUUGUCCUCAUUCUUUUCCGCUGUAAAAUAAUGUCGCAGUAGUAAAAAAGCUUCCAAAGACUCAGUUUUCUGUGCUACAUGUAGUUACACAAUAUUGUACAUUUUCUAUCACAUUUUGUAAAUCUGCGACUUUUAUCAUUGUAUAGAGUGGAAUUGUAGUAUUGAAAAUAUAUCUGUGUACAACCCGUUUGUUGCUUCUGUUUUUUUUUAGAGAAUGUUAUUUUGAAUUUAUGAAUAUUGUGAAAUAUGAACGAUAUAAAGACAGAGGGUAUAAUUACAUGUGCAUUUCUAGAGUUUCAUGACUUGCAAAGAAAAAAAACAAAAACAUUCUUGCUGUGCAAUAUGAAAACUGUACCGUAACUUUUCCACAUGUGAGCGCAGGAGUCCAGGGGAUUUGAAGAAUGAUUUCUGCAGUCAGAAAAGAAGUGUGAGAGCGAGAGAAAACCCUGGAGGAUGACAGAAGCUAAAACUAGUUUCAGUGUGGCUGAAAAGCCCAGAGGCGAUGGCUUUCAUUUUGAUUUUCACCUGUAAAUUUAUGAGUCUUCACCCUCACCCUGGGAAGAAGCCGGUUCACUCAAUGGACACACUAUAUAACUUUUUGCAAUUUCACAACCUUUUUUUUUUCCAUAAGUGGUUGUGUGCCCUGGUCUGAACUUCAAGGGGGAGGGGGUGACAGAACCCACCUGCGUUUCAAAUAAAACUUAUCAAAUAAAUCCAUAGCCUGCUGCAGAUGCUCAGCACACAUUCAAGUGUUAAUUUUACAUUUUUCUUACAUAUUUGGAUGUUCAUUGUGUAUUCAAUCACUGUGGCUUGUGGCUUCUAUUGCAAUAGGAAAAAAUAAUUCAGCAGUUUGUAGUCUGCCUUGUAUAUAUAUAUAUCUUUAUGACAGUACAUUAUAUGUAACUCUGAUGCGGUACAUUUUAUAUGUACAUACACGUGGUAUAGCUACUAUCUGAAUGUCCCCCUCCCCUCCGCUAUUAAUACUUUCUGUACAGUAACAUUGGUAUUGAUUUCUGUUUUAAUGCAUUCUUGAUUAUUUGUUCUGAACAAUGAAUCUGGAGUGUUUUUAAUCACUCGCCACCUAUAAAACUGUAAGAUGAACUGCAUUAAGUGGUUACAUUGUAUAAUAACCUCUUCAAAUAAAAUUGACAUUAAAAUAUU
Messenger RNA from Xiphophorus maculatus (southern platyfish), 9550 nucleotides. RefSeq names its product muscarinic acetylcholine receptor M2-like (gene chrm2a). NCBI's taxonomy places the organism in Eukaryota, Metazoa, Chordata, Actinopteri, Cyprinodontiformes, Poeciliidae. Gene Ontology annotation, biological process: regulation of heart contraction; adenylate cyclase-activating adrenergic receptor signaling pathway. Gene Ontology annotation, cellular component: plasma membrane. The transcript is spliced from 3 exons. The coding region runs from base 407 to 1966 and encodes 519 amino acids. The record is from RefSeq and is a predicted model, not a curated record. Gene Ontology annotation, molecular function: G protein-coupled acetylcholine receptor activity.